AUGUCGCUUGGGAGGAUUUCAUCUGUGUCACUGCUGCUGCUGCUGUGUUUGGUGGCUACUGUGAAGAAUGGAAUAGCAAUGCCGCGAAAUCCAGGAUGUCCAAAUGCUGAGGACAAGAACUUCCCCCAGAAUGUAAAAGUCAGCCUGAACAUCCUUAACAAGAGUGUAAAUUCCCGAAGGCCUUCAGACUACUACAAUCGAUCUACUUCACCUUGGACUCUCCACCGCAACGAGGAUCGUGAGAGAUAUCCCUCUGUGAUCUGGGAGGCCAAGUGCCGCCACUUGGGCUGUGUCAAUGCUGAAGGGAAUGAGGACCACCACAUGAACUCUGUCCCAAUCCAGCAAGAGAUCCUGGUCCUACGCAGGGAGUCCCAGCACUGCCCACACUCAUUCCGGCUGGAGAAGAUGCUGGUGGCUGUAGGAUGCACCUGUGUAACCCCCAUCAUCCAUCACAUGGCCUAAGGGCUUUGAGCCAGAUCCAAAGCAACCUGCAACUGUUAGUCUUUCCAGACCCUGAAGAACUCUGAUCCUUCAAAAACCCAGCCCCACUUCUGACCAAAUUCACUAGGGUUCUUAAAACAGUUCAUUCAGUUGAAGCUCCGGAGGCAACACUUUUUGGUUCUGAGAUACCAUCUGAAUUACCUUCCCUCUCCCCAAGAUGAAAGGUUUGGACUGCAUAUCAAUUCGCUUCUUGUUUGCUCUUCUAAGGGCUUUAAGUUAUUUAUGUAUUUAAUAUGUCCUGAGGUAACUUUGAAUCUUAAGAACUUGUUUUAAUGAAUUGCCUCUUUUACCUUGUAUUUCUUUUUAAAAGAAGACAAGAUGUAAGACUCA
Molecule: messenger RNA, 831 nt
Organism: Oryctolagus cuniculus (rabbit)
Lineage: Eukaryota; Metazoa; Chordata; Mammalia; Lagomorpha; Leporidae
Gene: IL17A
Product: interleukin 17A
Biological process (GO): inflammatory response
Cellular component (GO): extracellular region
Molecular function (GO): cytokine activity
Source: RefSeq, a predicted model, not a curated record